Balaenoptera acutorostrata (minke whale) is the source of this 5444-nucleotide messenger RNA. It is a transcript of the gene ADAMTS16, whose product is annotated as ADAM metallopeptidase with thrombospondin type 1 motif 16. Gene Ontology annotation, cellular component: extracellular matrix. Gene Ontology annotation, biological process: extracellular matrix organization; proteolysis. The coding region runs from base 575 to 4399 and encodes 1274 amino acids. Gene Ontology annotation, molecular function: metalloendopeptidase activity. NCBI's taxonomy places the organism in Eukaryota, Metazoa, Chordata, Mammalia, Artiodactyla, Balaenopteridae. The transcript is spliced from 24 exons. The record is from RefSeq and is a predicted model, not a curated record.
AUUCCGGCGGGCGGCAGGUGUCCGGCCAUUGGAUGCGCCGCUCCGGCCCUCGGGAGCGGGCAUCGGGAAGAGCGGGGCGCAGCGCGGCGAGGUGCCAGCCAGUGCAGCCGUGCGUGGACUGCAGGUCCGGGGAGCAGAGCCGGCGGCCCGACCUGCUGACGCCGCCGCCCCGCGCUCGCGGCCCCCGCUGCGCCCGCGUGCCCCCGGGACGGCCGGCGAGGCGCUGACCGCGGGCCAGCGAGCGCCCGGGCUCUCCCCGGUCCUCCUCCCCUCGCGCCUCUGUCGCCCCCCUCCUUUCUCCCCUCGCUUCGUCGCCCUCCCCUGCCCUGCCCUCGCCCUCCCCCUCCCCCGCUCUCCCACGGUGCGGGCGGGUUCUCCGCCGCCGCCCCCGCCGCCGCGGCCGCCACUCCGCCCCCAGCGCGGCGCGGAGCCGCAGUAAUAACCCCGGCGCGGGCGGCGCAGUGACCGCGGGGCACCGUCCUGCGCGCCGGUCGGGCUGGUCCUCGGUGCCCGCUUGCACGGUCGCGCGGCUGGGCAGCAUCCCGCGGCCCCGGGCCCCUGCGAGCGCGCCUGGAUGGAGCCGUGCGUCCUCGCCGCGGGGGCGCAGCGCCGGCUGCGGGCGCAGGGCGCGCGGGGCAGCCCGGCCAUGCGGGCCCCCGGCUGCGCGGCGCUCUGCCUGCUGCUGCUGGCGCAGGAGGGUGUGCAGCAGGCACCUGCGUGCGCCGUGGGACCCGCAGCGGCCUCGCCGGGAAGCCCGAGCGUCCGGCGUCCUCCUGGCCCCGCGGAGUGGCCGGGCUGGGUGGAAAAGGGCGAGUAUGACCUGGUGUCUCCCUACGAGGUUGACCACAAUGGAGACUACGUGUCCCAUGAAAUCACGCACCCCCAGAGGAGGAAAAGGGCGCUGGCCCAGCUCGGAGCUGACUCUCUGCACCUUCGGCUGAAAGGCUUCAGGCACGACUUCCACCUGGAUCUGAAAACUUCCAGCAAGCUGGUGGCGCCUGGAUUUCUCGUACAGACUUUGGGAAAGGGGGGCACUAAGUCGGUGCAGACUUUCCCGCCUGAGGAUUUCUGUUUUUAUCAAGGCUCCUUACGAUCCCACAAAAAUUCCUCAGUGGCUCUUUCGACCUGCAAAGGUUUGUCAGGCAUGAUAAGAACCCAGGAAGCGGACUACUUCUUGAAGCCCCUCCCUUCACACCUGGCAGGGAGCCCCAAGGACUCUGCGGGGGGUGGGCCUCCCUCCCACAUCCUGUACAAAAGAUCCACCGAGCCUCGGGAUCCGGGGUCCCACCAGGUCGCGAUGAUGGAGAGAAAUUGGCGGCCGGAAAACCGCCAGCUCUUACACCACGAAGAUCAACCCCCGCGCGGUGGCUUCAGCCUCAGGCACCCACAGAAGCUGCAUUUCUGCGGAAGACGCAAGAAAUACAUGCCCAAGCCUCCCAAGGAAGACCUUUUCAUCUUGCCUGAUGAGUAUAAGCCAUGCAUAAGGCACAAGCGGUCCCUUCUGAAGUCCCAUAGGAACGAAGAACUGAACGUGGAGACAUUGGUGGUGGUUGACAAAAAGAUGAUGCAAAACCACGGCCAUGAAAACAUCACCACCUAUGUACUGACAAUACUCAAUAUGGUGUCUGCUUUAUUCAAAGAUGGAACAAUAGGAGGAAACAUCAACAUUGCCAUUGUAGGUCUGAUUCUUCUGGAAGAAGAACAGCCAGGGCUAGUGAUAAGCCAUCAUGCGGACCACACCUUGAGCAGCUUCUGCCAGUGGCAGUCUGGAUUGAUGGGGAAAGAUGGGACUCGCCAUGACCAUGCCAUCUUACUAACCGGCCUGGACAUAUGCUCCUGGAAGAAUGAGCCCUGUGAUACUCUGGGAUUUGCACCCAUAAGUGGAAUGUGUAGUAAAUAUCGCAGCUGUACGAUUAAUGAAGAUACAGGUCUUGGACUGGCUUUCACCAUCGCCCACGAGUCUGGACACAACUUUUCCCCUUCCUUCUGUAUCCCACUCAUUCAGAACUGCUCUCUGGGAAUCUAUACAGUGAUCAGCUUCGGCAUGGUCCAUGAUGGAGAAGGGAACGUGUGCAAAAAGUCUGAGGGCAACAUAAUGUCCCCUACGUUGGCAGGACGCAACGGGGUCUUCUCCUGGUCACCCUGCAGCCGCCAGUACCUGCACAAAUUUUUAAGCACUGCCCAAGCUACAUGCCUUGCUGAUCAGCCAAAGCCUGUGAAGGAAUACAAGUAUCCUGAGAAGCUGCCGGGAGAGUUAUACGAUGCAAACACACAGUGCAAGUGGCAAUUUGGAGAGAAAGCCAAGCUCUGCAUGCUGGAUUUUAAAAAGGAUAUCUGUAAAGCCCUGUGGUGCCACCGGAUUGGGAGGAAAUGUGAGACUAAAUUUAUGCCCGCGGCAGAAGGCACCACUUGUGGGCGUGACAGGUGGUGCCGCGGAGGGCAGUGUGUGAAAUAUGGUGACGAAGGCCCCAAGCCCACCCACGGCCACUGGUCAGACUGGUCUCCCUGGUCUCCUUGCUCCAGGACCUGCGGAGGAGGGGUGUCUCACAGGGAUCGGCUCUGCACAAACCCCAGACCAUCGAAUGGAGGGAAGUUUUGUGCGGGCUCCACGCGAACUCUGAAGCUUUGCAACAGUCAGAAAUGUCCCCAUAACAGUGUCGACUUCCGCGCCCUGCAGUGCGCCGAGUACAAUAGCAAACGGUUCCGAGGAUGGUACUACAAGUGGAAGCCGUACACCCACGUAGAAGAUCAGGACUUAUGCAAACUCUACUGUAUCGCAGAAGGAUUUGAUUUCUUCUUUUCUUUGUCAAAUAAAGUCAAAGAUGGGACUCCAUGCUCGGAGGAUAGCCGUAAUGUUUGUAUAGAUGGGAUAUGUGAGAGAGUGGGAUGUGACAAUGUGCUGGGAUCCGAUGCUGUGGAAGACUCCUGCGGCGUGUGCCGGGGAAGUAACUCCAGCUGCACAACGCACAAGGGCCUCUAUGCCAAGCAGCACCGUGCCAACCAGUAUUACCAGAUGGUCAUCAUUCCUUCUGGAGCCCGGAGUAUUCGCAUCUAUGAAAUGAAUGUAUCUACCUCCUACAUUUCUGUGCGAAAUGCACUCAAGAAAUACUACCUGAAUGGACACUGGACAGUGGACUGGCCCGGCCGGUACAAGUUUUCAGGAACUGCCUUCGACUACAGACGGUCCUACAGGGAGCCCGAGAGCUUAACCUCCCCUGGGCCAACCAACGAAACAUUGAUCGUGGAGCUUCUGUUUCAGGGAAGGAACCCGGGCGUUGCCUGGGAAUACUCUGUGCCACGGUUGGGGGGCGAGAAGAAGCUCAGCACGCAGCCCAGCUACACGUGGGCCACCAUCCGCUCCGAGUGCUCCGUCUCAUGUGGAGGGGGGCAGAUGACCACGAGAGCCGGCUGCUACAGAGACCUGAGGUUCCCGGUGAACGCAUCAUUCUGCAGCCCCGACGCCCGGCCUGUCACAGGGGUCGUGCCUUGCAAAGUGUCCGCCUGUCCCCCCAGGUGGUCCGUGGGGAACUGGAGCGCCUGCAGCCGGACGUGCAGUGGAGGCACCCAGAGCCGACCCGUCCAGUGCACGCGGCGGGCACACUACAAAUCGGAGCGGGUCUCCGCCAGCCUGUGUCCGCAGCCCGUGCCCUCCAGCCGACAGGCCUGCCAGCCUCAGAGCUGCCCGCCCGCGUGGACCGCCGGGCCCUGGGCGGAGUGCUCUCGAACCUGCGGGAAGGGGUGGAGGAAGAGGUCCGUGGCCUGUAAGAGUACCAACCCCUCUGCCAGGGCGCAGCUGCUGCCCGACGCUGUCUGCACCUCGGAGCCCAAGCCCAGGACUCACGAGGCCUGUCUGCUCAGGCGCUGCCACAAGCACAAGAAGCUGCAAUGGCUUGUGUCCGCCUGGUCCCAGUGCUCUGUUACGUGUGAGAGAGGAACACAGAAAAGAUUCUUCAAAUGUGCUGAGAAAUACAGUUCUGGGAAGUACCGUGAGCUGGCCUCGAAGAAGUGCUUGCACCUACCACAGCCCCACCUGGAGCUGGAACGCAUCUGCGCCCCAUUUCCCUGCCCUAAGCACCCCCUGUUCGUGGCUGCAGGCUCCCCACAGGCCGGCUGGUUUGCCUCGCCCUGGUCUCAGUGCACGGCCAGCUGUGGAGGCGGCAUGCAGACGAGGUCCGUGCAGUGCCUGGCGGGGCGGCGGCCGGCCACGGGCUGCUCCGCGCACCAGAAGCCCGCGGCCUCCCAGGCCUGCAACACCCGCUUCUGCCCCAUCGCACAGAAGAAAGACGCCUUCUGUGAGGACCGCUUCCGCUGGUGCACGCUGGUGCCCCAGCACGGGAUGUGCAGCCAUCACUUCUACGGCCGGCAGUGCUGCAAGAUGUGCUCCGCGUCCAACCUGUGAGCCGACAGGGCGCAGGAGGUACCUGUGUCCAGCACCGGCGAGCUGCGUGGUCUACACCGGGGCGCGUCCGAGGAAGAUGGAAGCUGGGAGAAGAAAAACCAUCCGGGGCUCUUAUAUACGAUUCCGUGCAUGCCUGUGUGUGUGUGUGUGUGUGUGAGCGCGUGAGCGUGUGUGUGACUCGUGCAUGUGAGCGCAUCCCCGGGCACAUGGACACGCUCUCGGGGAGGUGGGGAUCUGGAGUCAGGCCGCAGGGCGCACUGCGCAGCAGGGCACGUGCUCACCUAGAACUGCAGAGCUUUGUCAAGGAAGGCAGGCCAGGAAAUGAGGGAGAAGUACGGAACGCCUGCCUCUAAGCAUGCUGGCCCAGCUCCCACCUGGAGGUCCCUUCGGACAGCGGGAUCAGCUUUGGGCUGCGUCCCCAGGCCCAUCCUACCCCAAGAGCAGUUUCUCUGCACAGGGACCCGGGGCCUGGGCAGGGGAGCUGGUCUCCAUCCUGAUCGGGGACCUCGCCUCUGGAAACGGGGAAACGAGAUCCCUGCCAUGGUGCUUCUGUCCCUUUCGGACUCGUGUGCUGGAGGAGAGAAUCUUUUUAUUUUACGUUUUAUCUUUCUCAGUUAUUUACAAGUGAGUCUUCCUAUUUAAACCCAUUUCUUACUGCUUUUCUAUUUCAAGUGACAGAAUUACAGGCUGUAUCUGAAUUAGAGACUUACCAAUUACACCGGAUCUCCACCGUCCUACUGAGGACUGGUGGUGGGUCCACUUGGGCAGACGUCAAGCGAUGACCUUGGAGCCCUGUGUUUCGUUUCUGUAUUUUGCGGGGUUUUCAGAAAAAAUGCUUCCGUAAAUUUUGGUUGUUCUUGUAACACCCAUUCAGAAGGAAGGCCUAUUUCCUGGUGAAAAGCUGCACGGCGGGCCUCUGACAUCCUCCCGUCAGUAUCCGUGUGGCUUUUAAUCCUUUCUUGCGGUGCGAUCUCCAUUCCAAAUGACACCUGGAUAUUUAUAUUUGCUGAAGUUUUAUAAUAAAUUUUAUAUUGUGCGGUGUGCU